AUGGGUCUAUUAUAAUAUGGUCAAUUGAUAAAAUAAUUAAUGGUACUUUUUAAUCAAAAAUGGAUGGCACAGUGUGAGAGAAUACUUUGUUUAAGUAUAAAUAAUAAUGAUGGCCUCCUUAUUUUUAUUAUUUAUGAUAAAACAAUCAAAUUUUGA
Molecule: messenger RNA, 156 nt
Organism: Paramecium pentaurelia
Lineage: Eukaryota; Ciliophora; Oligohymenophorea; Peniculida; Parameciidae
Source: the annotation of a GenBank genome assembly